Pediculus humanus corporis (human body louse) is the source of this 915-nucleotide messenger RNA. Its product is annotated as Calreticulin precursor, putative. Gene Ontology annotation, cellular component: endoplasmic reticulum membrane; endoplasmic reticulum. The transcript is spliced from 6 exons. Bases 1 to 915 code for a protein of 304 amino acids. Gene Ontology annotation, molecular function: calcium ion binding. The record is from RefSeq and is a predicted model, not a curated record. Gene Ontology annotation, biological process: protein folding. Lineage: Eukaryota; Metazoa; Arthropoda; Insecta; Psocodea; Pediculidae.
AUGAAUUAUUUUUCUGUAAUUUGUUUUUUGUUUCUAUAUAGCUUUGCCACAGCAAAGGUAUAUUUUGAAGAAACAUUUUCAGACGAUUCUUGGGAAAAAAAUUGGGUUUAUUCCGAACACCCAGGAAAAGAGUUUGGAAAAUUUGUAUUAAGCGCUGGAGAGUAUUAUAAAGAUGCAAGCAACAAAGGUAGGAAUAAAAUAAAUCUGAAAAAUAAAAUAAUGCAAAGUAUCAAAACUUCUCAAGAUGCUAGAUUUUAUGCUUUGUCGAGAAAGUUCACUCCAUUUUCAAACAAAGAUAAACCACUUGUAGUCCAGUUUUCAGUAAAACAUGAACAAAACAUUGAUUGCGGUGGUGGUUACCUAAAAGUAUUUGACUGCUCAUUAGAUCAAAAAGAUAUGCAUGGAGAGUCUCCAUAUCUUAUAAUGUUUGGGCCAGAUAUAUGUGGACCUGGAACUAAAAAAGUUCACGUCAUAUUCAACUACAAAGGAAAGAAUCAUUUAAUUAAUAAAGAAAUCAGGAGUAAAGAUGAUGUAUUGAGUCACUUGUACACACUCAUUGUAAAACCGGACAAUACUUAUGAAGUACUCAUUGACAAUGAAAAAGUUGAAUCUGGAGAAUUAGAAAGUGAUUGGAACUUUUUGCCACCCAAAAAAAUCAAGGAUCCAAAUGCCAAAAAACCUGAAGACUGGGAUGACAGAGCUACUAUCGAUGAUCCAAAUGACAGUAAACCGGAUGACUGGGACAAGCCUGAACACAUCCCUGACCCAGAUGCUGUUAAACCUGAAGAUUGGGAUGAUGAAAUGGAUGGAGAAUGGGAACCACCACAAAUUGAUAAUCCCGAUUACAAAGGAGAAUGGAAACCAAAGCAAAUUGACAAUCCAGAUUAUAAGGAUGCAGAUCACGAUGAACUGUGA